Molecule: messenger RNA, 2550 nt
Organism: Penicillium malachiteum
Lineage: Eukaryota; Fungi; Ascomycota; Eurotiomycetes; Eurotiales; Aspergillaceae
Product: putative MFS monosaccharide transporter
Exons: 4
Coding region: 1-2550 (849 amino acids)
Biological process (GO): transmembrane transport
Molecular function (GO): transmembrane transporter activity
Source: RefSeq, a predicted model, not a curated record
AUGACGAGCCGCAGACCCGCUACACUCGGGGUCUCAAUCACUUUGUUCGUCAUUGCUAGUGUUUUCGUGGCCUUGAGAUUCAUUUCGCGUAUCUUUGUGGUCAGGAGAAUUGGGUUACACGACUAUUUGAUGCUUUUGGCAUGGAUCGUUGAUUUCGGAUUCUGUUUCGCGCUAUUCUCUGCGACUCGGUACGGACUCGGUCUGCACUCACAAGACAUUCCGCCUGAAAAUGAAAGUGCCCUCAACAAGGCUAACUAUGCGUUCACCGUUCUCUACAAUCCAGCGCUCAUGGCUGUCAAAACCUCCAUCCUGGUAUUCUACUUGACCCUCACGCGCAACCAGAAAGUCUUUCGAUGGGCGAAUUAUAUCACCCUUGGCGUGGUCAACGCCGCCGGCUUUGCGCUGACCAUGGUCAAUGUUUUCCAAUGUCGACCAGUGUCUGCCGCAUUUCGCACCAGUCUUUCAUCCGAUGCGCACUGCACCGAUAUCGUCACGCUUUAUCUAUCAUCGUCUCCCGUCAAUAUCAGUACCGACCUGGCGAUUCUGUUUCUGCCAAUGCCAAUUCUCACACAAAUGCGACUUCCAAAGAAACAGAAAAUCAUUCUCAUCAUUACCUUCAGCUUUGGGUUUUUCGUAGCUGUUGUUGAUGUUAUUCGAAUCGCCUUCCUUCAACAAGCUGCUACCUCUCGUCAGCUAGCUCUAAAGUCAAUUCACAUUCAAAAUGUUGGAACGGCAGAUUUCAGCUGGUUUGCAUCGCUUUCGUUCAUGUGGUCCGUCGUCGAAGUAAACGUGUCCAUAAUUUGCGGAUGUGUCCCAAGUCUCAAACCGCUUGUUGCUCGUCUUUGGCCCAAGCUAAUCAAAGAUACUAAUGAUACAUCCUCUCCUACGCCAGUACGGUACGCGACUGGGGAUGGUGUCACAGUGCCCCCGCCAGCUGUCACGCCAUCAUCCAGCCCAGCUGAUAGUAGUGGAAGUAAGCAGUCUCAGGCAAGAAGUGGCGGCGCUUCUACACCUCGACGAAGCUCCAAUAUGCCAAUCACAAUGCUGGAUUUUCUUGGUCAUGCUGAACCAGCUCCUCCAGACGCAGAGUCCCACACCCACACCGGCUCAUCCUAUCCAAAUAUUACUUUCUUCGAUUUCGUCAACAUGAAAAACCCAGAGAGUAUGCUCAAGUUCAAUAACAGGGAGUCAAUCGCACCAAACGCAUUGACUACCCUUUUAUUUUUCCUCUGGGGCUUCGCAUAUGGGCUACUUGAUAUCCUGAAUACUCAGUUCCAAACCGUCGUGAAUCUGGACUCUUGGCAUUCUCUGGGGCUGCAUGGCGCAUAUUUUGGAGGAUAUGUUCUUGGUCCGUUACUGGUUGGCCGCCCAGUCUUGAAAAUAUGGGGAUUCAAAUCCACUUUCAUUACAGGACUCUGCAUUUAUGCUUGCGGAGCGCUGAUAUUCUGGCCAUCCGCUGUCCUCACCUCGACCGCAGCAUUUACAAUCUCCAAUUUCAUCGUCGGAUUCGGGUUAGCUGUGCUUGAAACAGCUGCGAAUCCAUUCAUCGCGUUGUGCGGUCCACUAGAGAAUUCGGAGAUUCGACUCAACAUCUCACAAGGCGUGCAAGCAGUGGGUAGUGUCUUGUCUCCCCUUCUAGCAAAGAGGGUCCUUUUCAAGGAUGUUCAGGAUGUAGCGUCCCUCGUAAAUGUCCAAUGGACAUAUCUUGGCAUUGCCUUGUUUGAUGUUCUUCUCGCAGUGGCGUUCUAUUAUCUCCCAAUUCCGGAGGCGUCCGAUGAGGAUUUGGAAGAAUUGGCAAAUCGCCGCCGAGACGACAAUAUGACCAAAGUCAUCGGCAUUCCUGUGGUCUGGCUCACUCUCGCCUUAGGCGUUUGGUCACAGUUAUUCUAUGUGGCAGGUCAAGAAGUCCUCGCAACUAGCCUUGAGCGUUUUGUAAAUGCUGUUUAUCCAAACUCUUCUCUCGGUGCCUUCGACUUUUUGACCAUUGGCCAUAGCCUCUUUGCAAUUGGUCGUUUCUUUGCUGCUUUCACCCAAUGCUUCUUGAAACCUCGCUGGAUUCUCAUGGUCUCUUAUAUCGGAAUGAUAGUCUUCUCGGUCCUCUGCAUGAAUACGACCGGGGCUACUGCCAUCGCAAUGGUUAUGAUGGUUUACUUGUUCGAGAGUGGCGCUUUCAGCAUUAUAUUUGCCAUCUCUCUACGCGGCACCGCACGACACACGAAGACUGCGGCCGUAUUUUUGACUAUGGGAAUUAGCGGUGGUGUUUACUUCCCAUUUGCAGAGUAUGCCGCCUACAAUGCACGCGGUGCACCCUAUUCCUUCUGUGUGAUUGUUGCUCUCUUUGCAGCUGGUGCCAUCUUCCCUUUGUAUCUCAAUCUGGUACCAGCUGUGAAGAAGCAAGUCGAUCCUGUCCCUAAUGAAUACCUUCGUCGCCGCCGCCGUCGCAGUCGAGCUCCAGUGGAGAUCAUGCGUCGCGAGAAAGAAAAUCGCUCUGUCGGGGGGUGUUCUUUCACGCCGACGGAGCGUAGUCUCCAAUCCGGACUACCUCCCUGA